Molecule: messenger RNA, 1320 nt
Organism: Pocillopora damicornis (cauliflower coral)
Lineage: Eukaryota; Metazoa; Cnidaria; Anthozoa; Scleractinia; Pocilloporidae
Product: galanin receptor 2a
Biological process (GO): G protein-coupled receptor signaling pathway
Cellular component (GO): membrane
Molecular function (GO): G protein-coupled receptor activity
Source: RefSeq, a predicted model, not a curated record
AUGACAGGUCAAAUUGAAAACCAACAAAAACACGAUAUGGACCAACCACAGCUAGGGCGUUUGAAAACCUACUUUACAGCCUUUGGAAACCGAACAAGAAUAAAGCGAUGUCUUCUAAAAAAGGCUUACAACAUCCUCCUGAUUGUUUUGGCAAUGACGGAUAUGAUACCGUUACCUAGAAUUUAUAUAUAUAUAAUGUCUUAUUCACGGUCAUUUGUUUCUUUAUUCCCAGGUGCUGUUAUCGUAGUUACACCGUGUUUUAUAGUACCGGUAGAUAAAUUCCCAUAUCCUACAGGUAUGACUGGAUUAAGCUUAUUCUGUCAUCUGAUUGACACAAAGUUCCUUAUCUUCACCAUGGGCAAAGCUUCUGUUCUAAUGGUGAUGUGCCUGGCAAUUGAGCGAUGGUUCGCGUCUGUUAAACCUCUACAGUACAGAAUACAGUUUUCGAGUAGACGUUUGGCGUGUUAUAUCACUACAAUUUGGAUUUCAAAUUGUGUCUUACAAUUGUACCGUCUGUCUCGGAGAAUUCCAAGCGAAGAUGGAUGUCGUUGGGCAGAGGAAACGCUUAGGCCAAUCAGCCUGAAAGCAAUGGUAAUAUCAUACGUGUUCGUCACAUUUGUUAUUCCAAGCUUUGUAACAUGGGUUUCCUUCCUCCAUAUUUGGAUAAGCGUGAGAAAAUCACCCGCAAUUAAUACAGCCAGCGGUAUCCAGACAAAAACUAGACUUUUACACAUGUGUGUUUUGACAGCACUCUUCUUAACACUGUGUUGGCUUCCAGAUCAACUGAACUAUAUCCUUAGUAUAUUUAAAGUGACGUCUCUAUCGAGUCCAAUAAGCGACUACUUUUUGGUUUUGGCUUUGUCGAACUCGUGUAUAAAUCCAUGGAUAUACUGUUUGGCAAACGAGGAGUUUCGCAAAGAAUUUCGAAAAUUGUUUUCCUUUAGAAUUUGCUGCAGCGCCAAGAUUCCUUUCAAAAGUUCCUCGUACUGCUUGAGGAGCAAAGAUAUCGUGAAAGACUUAGAAAUGGUUUUAGAUAACACCGUUUGAUUAUCCCAAUUUAGCGCACUCAAAUUUCAUUUCUUAGCGUCUGUACACCACUUACUUGCUCUGCUAUUUGACGUUGCUUUCUACUUUUCAUCUUCGCCCUGGAUUAAUGACUAGAUUAUUGGUUCGAAGAACAUGUACCUCGUUAAAUUAUGAAGAAGGCGGGAGGCUUGAUUUAUCUUACUGUUAUGUAACAGUCUUAAGACGCUCUUUUUCUUUGUGAAUUUCCCAUGAAGUGUAAUUCUUAUUUCAUCUGUGGGUCCCUUACAGUUUUGA